UCCAACAGUUGAUUGACAAAAAGAUAAUUAAAGAAGAGAGAAACUUCAUCUUCUUCAAUUUCCCAAGGAUCCAGAUCCAUAUCUCAUGUCAUAAAAGUAAAUCUAAUGUCAAUUAUAAGGAUUUGAAAUUGCCCUUUCUUCACCUGCCUCCUCCUCAUCCUCUCUUCCUUUCUCCAGAACCAUAAGAAGAGGCAUAAAUUUGAUAAGGCAUCAUUGCAUUUAUAAACAUCCUAUAUAAUGCAACAAUUAUCAAUGAUCCAGAUAUGAUAUAUGCAGCAUAAGGAGACAAUGCAGGUCCAGAAUAUUCUUGUGAUAAGGUCUAAUUCAUUCAUUAAAAUAUCUCUUAUUACCAGCAAAUUGAUGCAGUAAAACACACUCAAUGUCAAAAUGAAUAUUAAAAAUAAAAUAAAUAAAAUAAUCUUUGUGAAGAGUAUAGUUUGCAAUAGCUUCUUGAAAAACACAGUCCGCGAUUCCUAUGAAAUAAUAUCAUUUGCUUCCAUAUCUAAAUCAAACUAAGUUGAGGUAGGAAACUAGUGGAAACUUCUUCUGUAGUUCUGUGGUCUUUUCCUCCUGGUUUAUUGACCAAAACUGUGAAUGUAAGAAUACAAAACAGUUCAAUAUUAUCUUGAGGAUUUGCUCCGGUGGUUGGUAAUUUGAACCAUCACAUUUUCAUUCAUUUUUUAUCUUUUCUCUUUGCUUUAUUUUAUUUUUUUCACAUCCACAAAUGUAUGUAUGAUACUACUGCCCUGUAUUCCGUGUAUAAGUAAACUAUUUCUAUAACAAAAAAUUAAAUAAAGCCGAGCUGUUUUCAUAUGAGCUAUAAGUUGUUUUUAUAAGCUAGUUUAGGAAAAUAAGCCGAAACAAGUUUUACAAGUACUUAUGUCUGGUAUAUAAAGUCAAAUAAGCCUAUCCAAACAAAGCCCUGGUAUUAGAAGAGCAGUUUAGCUUACAUCAUCCAAUCACAUUCAUCUUUGUCACGGUAAGGUUCCAUAACAAAUUCAGGGAAGCAAGCAGAACAAAGAAAAGUCACAUGCCACCAACCUUUGAGUACUUCAAACUUGUGCUGAUGCAAGCUUGUACUUUUUUUAACAGACACUACUCAUUGGAAUCUUAAUUUCUUCAAACAAUAAACAACUUGGUAAGUUGCAUAUAAACAACAAACAACUUGGUCCACGUGACUAAAAUAAGUUGGUUGACUUAGACCAGACCAGACUGGCAACCUUUGUCAGUUGACUUCAGUAUAUAUAGUCUGGAGUUGAAGGUACAAUUAUUAACACAACCACAACCACAACCACAAACCUACAUCCCAAUCCAUUUCUGCUAUUUCCCGGUUAACCUUGACAUGGCUGAAACAUUCUUGUUUGAUAUUACUCAUUCACUGUUAGGGAAGCUUGCUUCUUAUGCUUUUGAAGAAGUUGCUCGUGCCUAUGGUGUGUACGACGAUCUACAAGAGAUCAAAGACACUCUGUCAAUUAUCAGAAGUCUUUUGUUAGAUGCGGAGGAGAAGAAGAAUCAGCAGCAUGCUUUGCGUGAAUGGCUAAGGCAGGUUCAAAACAUAUGCUUUGAUGCUGAAGAUGUUUUGGAUGAAUUUAGUUGGCAAGUCAAGCUAAAACAAGCUGAGGAAGUUUCUGGAAGUACUAGGAUGAAGGUACGCCGUUAUGCUUCUUCGUCUAAUCCACUUGCUUUCCGUUUUAAAAUGGCACAUCAAAUUAAAGAUAUUAGAGGUAGAUUGAAUAAAGCGGCAGCUAAUGGAACUGGGUUUGGGCUCGUGGGAAUUGGUGUUGAGCCUGGAAUUGCUGUGCAAAGGAGAGAGAUGACUCAUUCCCAUAUUGAUGCUUCAAGUGUAAUAGGGAGGGAGAAGGACAAGGAAGCAAUUAUCCAGCUUUUGAUGCAACCACAUCCUCACAGUGAAGGUGGUAACAGCCUGUGUGUUAUUCCCAUUGUGGGUAUUGGAGGCCUGGGAAAGACAACACUUGCAAAGUUGGUGUUCAAUGAUACGAGGAUGGAUGAACUUUUCCAAUUGAAGAUGUGGGUGUGUGUUUCUGAUGAUUUUGAUCUCAAGAAGAUCGUUCUUAAAGUCAUCAACUCAGCUUCUGCCGCUUCUACUCUCGAUUCAGCUUCAACUGUUGCUCACCAAGAGAACAUAAGCCACCUUGAAAUUGAGCAGCUACAAAGUCGUCUGAGACGUAAACUUUUUGACAAAAAGUUUUUACUUGUGUUAGAUGAUAUAUGGAAUGAUGAUCGUGUAAAAUGGACUGACUUGAAAGAUUUGUUAAAAGUUGGCACAGCAGGAAGCAAAAUCAUGGCGACAACACGCAGCAACUCAAUUGCUUCGAUGAUGGGUACGGUUCCCUCCUAUGUUUUAAAAGGUCUUUCCACCAAUAAAUGUUUAUCUCUGUUUGUCAAAUGGGCUUUCAAGGAAGGAGAGGAAGAAAAGUAUCCAAAUCUAGUCGAGAUUGGGAAAGAAAUUGUGAAAAAAUGCGCAGGGGUUCCACUUGCUGUGAGAACAUUAGGAAGUUCCUUGUUUUCAAACUUUGAUUUGCACAAGUGGGAAUUUGUAAGAGACGAUGGAUUAUGGAAUUUAAAAAUGAAGAAAGGUGAUGUCCUACCAGCACUACAAUUAAGCUAUGAUCAAAUGCCAUCUUAUUUGAGGCAAUGUUUUUCUUUUUUUUCCCUUUAUCCCAAAGAUUUUACAUUCCAUAGUGAUGAAAUUAUAAAUCUUUUGGCAGCCCUUGGAUUUGUUCAACCCCAAAAUGGAAGUGAUAAGAUAGAGAGGAUUGUAAGAGAGUAUAUGGAUGAAUUAAAUUCAAGAUCAUUUCUCGAGGAUUUCAGAGACUACGGCUACGGUUACAAGUUCAAAGUACAUGAUUUGGUACAUGAUCUUGCAAUAUAUGUUGCGAGAGAGGACUUCUUCGUAAAGGUAAUCUCCGACACUCAAAAUAUACCAGAGCAAGCAAGACAUUUAUCAAUUUUGAAAAAUGUUUCACUUGACCAUGCUUUGUUCCCCAAGUCCAAAAGAGUGAGAAGUAUAUUACAUCCUGUUCAAGGAGUGGGUCUUCAAAGUGAAGAUCUCUUGAAUAAAUGGAUAUUAAGAUACAAAUACAUAGUGUAUUUAGAUUUAAGUAACUCCUCUUUUCACACACUGCCAAAUUCAGUUUCCAAAUUGAAGCACCUGUGUGUUCUCUAUAUUCGACAUAACCACCAAAUCAAAAGACUUCCCCGUUCUAUUUGCAAACUCCGAUGUUUGCAAGUUUUGUCCCUGAUUGGAUGCACAGAACUUGAAACAUUGCCUGAAGGAAUCGAGAAGCUGGCAAGCCUUCGACAACUGUAUAUAACCACAAAACAGUUAGUUCUGUCACUGGAUGAAAUUGCAAGCUUGAAACACCUUCAAGCUUUGAGUUUAUAUCAUUGUGACAAUAUGGAUUUUAUGUUCAUAGGGGCACAAGCACAACUCAAUUCCCUUGAAGCAUUGUAUAUUCGAUCCUGUAAGAGUUUGAAGUCGUUACCGCUUUUUGCUUUCCCAAAAUUGCAAACGCUGUUAAUUGAAGAUUGUCAGAUGUUCAACCUGUCGUUGAACAAUGAAGGACCAAUCCGAAGAUCGAGGAUCAAACAUCUUCAUCUUAAGCGUUUUCCACAGCUUCUGAAUCUGCCUAGAUGGAUUGAAGGUGCAGUAGAUACUUUAGAGACCUUGAGAAUUCGAAAAUUUUCAAAUCUCACGAUGCUUCCUGAGUGUCUAACAUCAAUGGCUAAUCUCAAGAGCCUCUAUAUUGAUUGCUGUCCUCAACUUAUGAGUCUUCCAAGUGACAUGCAUCGUCUCACUGCACUUGAAGAAUUUCGCAUAUAUCGUUCUCCUGAAUUGUGCCGAAAAUGUCGGCCCCCAUCUGGGGAGUACUGUCCCAUGAUUGGUCGCAUCAAGCGAGUUUCUGUCGGAAAACAAUGAUGAAGUCAUCGAACUUGAAGGGCAAGGUAGAUGAUUUGUGGGUUCAGAAGGUCCAGCAUUCAGAAAAGGGAGAGCACACCAGUGGUUGAUGAUGUUGGAGAACAACACUUUUCUUAGGAAGUUUGAUUAUUCUAUUCCAUUCUACAUUCUGAGUAUUCACAAUUCACAAACAUAUUUAUGAAAACUCAGCAUUUGUCAUUUGUUCAAUUUGAAGGUGAUUUAAUUGACUUGUACAAUAAUAUAUUAUGUAAUAAUGUAAAUAUGCACUAAACUUAUUCUUUCCCAAUGAAAGAGUGGAACUGAGCCUAAUGCUGAAUAUCCUCUCCUUUAUAAGCAA
This is a messenger RNA of Trifolium pratense (red clover), 4277 nucleotides long. RefSeq names its product putative disease resistance protein RGA1. The record is from RefSeq and is a predicted model, not a curated record. NCBI's taxonomy places the organism in Eukaryota, Viridiplantae, Streptophyta, Magnoliopsida, Fabales, Fabaceae. The transcript has 2 exons. Gene Ontology annotation, molecular function: ADP binding. Gene Ontology annotation, biological process: defense response to fungus. The coding region runs from base 1343 to 3940 and encodes 865 amino acids.